GCCUGGGGAGGCCCUUUGUCCUCUGUCAGUGUCCCUGGGCAGAGGAGACCACAGCAGAAGAUUCAGACCUGGCUCUCCAAGGACCCUCCCUCUAACGCAGCUGCUUGGACACAAUCUCUGAGCUGGACCAUGGUGCUGGCAGUGGGAUGGGUCAUCUUCUUCCUGCCGGGGCUCUGGGUGCUCCUGGAACCAGGCCUGUGCUCCCCUGGCCGCCCCAUGUGGCACUAUGCUGAAUCUGAGGAGGUGAUUCCUAGGAAGGGGAUGCACCCUGGCAAAGGUGUUGAGAUGCCAGGCUGGGUCUUCUACAGCCUGCACUUUGGGGGCCAAAGACACGUCAUCCACCUUCGGAGCAAGAAAUUUAUUUGGCCCAGACACCUGCUAAUGAUGACCCAGGAUGACCAAGGAGCCUUGCAGAUGGACUACCCCUACAUUCCAACAGACUGUUACUACUUUGGCUACCUGGAGGACAUCCCUCUGUCCACUGUCACCAUUGACACGUGCUACGGGGGCUUGGCAGGUGUCAUGAAGUUGGAUGACCUGACCUACGAAAUCAAACCCCUCCAGGACUCGCACAUAUUUGAACACGUUGUUUCUCAGGUAGUGGCCGACUACAACACUACAGGGCCAACUCCAUACAGACAGGAACAAAACAAGGGCUCACACCUCUUGCUCUCUGUCUCUGAGGUAAGCCGCCUUGCAGCUCCCAGGGUGUCAACUACGGGGUAUCCUGCCCAUGCAUUCCGUUUAAAGGAUCAUGUUCAGAUUACUCAUGGCAUGUUUAGGCUGCUCAACAGUAAUAUGUCAAGAACUGUAGAAUUUGUGCUGCGCAUGUUCAGUGUUGUUGACAGCCUUUUCAAAACACUUUAUGGUGGAGUUUAUGUUAGCCUUCUGAGCGUAUAUAACAUACAAGAACCAGUGAACUCUUUCAAUGAUUUUUGAGUUUCAGGAGGUCCAUUCCAUACUUAUUAUUGUGGUUUUUUUAACACAUUGCGUCCUGAUGCAUCCACAGCUAUCACACCACAGGACCCCGAGAACAUGAUAGAAAAUCUUCAAUAUUACACAUUAUGCACCCAUUUGAAUUUUAUGUAUGUUUCCUUCCGAGGCAGACAUUACCUACAAUUAGCUCUUAUGAGUGCACAGGGCCAGGGGAGAAUGCUUGGGCUUUAUUAUGCUUCACAUUGCACAUGCAAUAGAAGAACCACCUGUGUAAUGCAUGCUUUCUUGCAAUUGACAGACUCCUUCAGCAACUGUUCCUUUAUGCAUUUUCAAAACAUACAAACUCAUGGAGGUGCAAGAUACUAUUUUUCACUGCAGUAUGAGUACUUCAAUAAAACCCUGCUACAGGUACGCUGUGGCAACUCCGAGGUGGAAGGAAACGAGCAAUGUGACUGUGGCUCCUUUAAGCAGUGUUAUGCCAACCGAUGUUGUCAAAAUGACUGUCGGUUCUCAUUUGGAAGUGUUUGUAAUAAAGAAAAAUGCUGCACAAACUGCACCUACUCCCCUUCUGGAACUCUCUGCAGACCCAUCAUGAACCCAUGUGACCUUCCAGAAUACUGCACCGGGUCCACCAUCACGUGCCCUGAAGAUUUUUAUAUUCAAGAUGGAGCACCGUGCACUGAGGAGGGCUACUGCUACCGCGGGAGCUGCAGUGACCCCAGUAUGCACUGCAAAGAGAUCUUUGGCGAAGGUGUACAUAAUGGUCACGACAGCUGCUAUGAAGUGAACACCAUAGGGUUCCGAUUUGGCUUUUGUGUUAGAUAUCCUGACAGCAAUCGUUUCAGAGCGUGUUCUCAGGAAGACAGGAAGUGUGGGAGGCUGCAGUGCACCAAUGUCAGCACUGUCCCCAAGCUGCAGCAACAUGUUUCCUUCCACCAGUCUUUGUAUGAUGAUGUCUUCUGCUUCGGGUUAGAUGAACACCGUGGGACUGGAGCCAACGAUGUUGGACACGUGAGAAAUGGCACUCCCUGCGCUGACGGCCUUUUCUGUAUCAACUCCUUUUGCAAUGGGUCGAUAGAUGAACGGCAGUAUGACUGCACCCCUGAGAAGUGCAGCUUCAGAGGAGUUUGCAACAAUAGAAAGAACUGCCACUGCCAUGUGGGCUGGAGGCCCCCACUGUGCCUCAGUACUGGUCCUGGUGGGAGUUCAGACAGCGGCCCCCCACCCAGAAGAGUCCGUAAAAUAAGAAGCAGCCUGGGACCGAUCUACGUUUGGAGAGUGAUCCUGGGUUGUAUUUGUGCUUUAAUUUGUGCACUGCUCUUCGGGGUAGCCACAAACGUACGAACCGUUAAAAUUACCACGAUCAAGAAACAAGAAAUCCCUGAAAAACCUCAACCACAGUAGAGUGGCAGUUGGCCUCCGGACCCCUGUGCAAAUGUAGAGACUGUAAUGGGAACUUCUGUGACUCAGUGGGAGAAGCUACACUG
Messenger RNA from Ochotona princeps (American pika), 2423 nucleotides. Its product is annotated as disintegrin and metalloproteinase domain-containing protein 21-like. Gene Ontology annotation, cellular component: sperm head plasma membrane; external side of plasma membrane; plasma membrane. The record is from RefSeq and is a predicted model, not a curated record. Gene Ontology annotation, molecular function: metalloendopeptidase activity. NCBI's taxonomy places the organism in Eukaryota, Metazoa, Chordata, Mammalia, Lagomorpha, Ochotonidae. Gene Ontology annotation, biological process: proteolysis; male gonad development.